GGCGGGCGGCCCGGGCUUGAUUAGGCAGGAGGCGGUGGCGCGCCGGGGGCGCCCGGAAGUAGCCGAAGCGAGCGGCGGAAGCAGCCGAAGCGGCCGGAGCGGGCGGGCGGCAAGGCGAGGCGAGAGCUGUACAGGGCCUACGCGGCCAUCUCAGCAUGUCGGACUUCGACGAGUUCGAGCGGCAGCUCAACGAGAAUAAGCAAGAGCGAGACAAGGAAAACCGGCACCGGAAGCGCAGCCACAGCCGCUCCCGAAGCCGGGACCGGAAACGCCGUAGCCGUAGCCGUGACCGGCGGAACCGGGACCAGCGGAGUGCCUCCCGGGACAGGCGGCGAAGAAGCAAACCUUUGACCAGAGGCGCUAAAGAGGAGCACGGUGGAUUGAUUCGCUCCCCUCGUCAUGAGAAAAAGAAGAAGGUCCGCAAAUACUGGGACGUGCCGCCACCUGGCUUUGAGCACAUCACCCCCAUGCAGUAUAAGGCCAUGCAAGCUGCGGGUCAGAUUCCAGCCACUGCCCUCCUCCCCACCAUGACCCCGGAUGGUCUGGCUGUGACCCCGACGCCAGUGCCUGUGGUCGGGAGCCAGAUGACCAGGCAGGCCCGGCGCCUCUACGUGGGCAACAUCCCCUUUGGCAUCACUGAGGAGGCCAUGAUGGACUUCUUCAAUGCCCAGAUGCGCCUAGGGGGGCUGACCCAGGCGCCCGGCAACCCUGUCUUGGCAGUGCAGAUCAACCAGGACAAGAAUUUUGCCUUCUUGGAGUUCCGCUCAGUGGACGAGACCACCCAGGCCAUGGCCUUCGAUGGCAUCAUCUUCCAGGGCCAGUCGCUGAAGAUCCGCAGGCCCCACGACUACCAGCCUCUUCCUGGCAUGUCGGAGAAUCCCUCCGUCUAUGUGCCUGUUCUUUCCUCUCUUCUCUCAGGAGUUGUGUCUACCGUGGUCCCAGACUCUGCCCACAAGCUUUUCAUCGGGGGCUUACCCAACUAUUUGAAUGAUGACCAGGUGAAAGAGCUGCUGACAUCAUUCGGGCCUCUCAAGGCCUUCAACCUGGUCAAGGACAGCGCCACCGGGCUCUCCAAGGGCUACGCCUUCUGUGAGUACGUGGACAUCAACGUCACAGAUCAGGUGAGCCCUGGGCCCAAGGCUAUCGCAGGGCUGAAUGGGAUGCAGCUGGGGGACAAGAAACUGCUGGUCCAGAGGGCAAGUGUGGGAGCCAAGAAUGCCACGCUGGUGAGCCCCCCGAGCACCAUAAACCAGACGCCUGUGACCCUACAAGUGCCGGGCCUGAUGAGCUCCCAGGUGCAGAUGGGUGGCCACCCGACUGAGGUCUUGUGCCUCAUGAACAUGGUCCUGCCCGAGGAGCUGCUGGACGACGAGGAGUAUGAAGAGAUUGUGGAGGAUGUGCGUGAUGAGUGCAGCAAGUAUGGGCUGGUCAAGUCCAUCGAGAUUCCCCGGCCUGUGGAUGGUGUUGAGGUGCCCGGCUGUGGAAAGAUCUUCGUGGAGUUCACCUCUGUUUUUGACUGCCAGAAAGCCAUGCAGGGGCUCACGGGUCGCAAGUUCGCCAACAGAGUGGUCGUCACAAAAUACUGUGACCCCGACUCUUACCACCGCAGGGACUUCUGGUAGAGGCGGU
Hipposideros armiger (great roundleaf bat) is the source of this 1629-nucleotide messenger RNA. It is a transcript of the gene U2AF2, whose product is annotated as U2 small nuclear RNA auxiliary factor 2. Gene Ontology annotation, biological process: mRNA processing. Gene Ontology annotation, molecular function: RNA binding. Lineage: Eukaryota; Metazoa; Chordata; Mammalia; Chiroptera; Hipposideridae. The transcript has 12 exons. The record is from RefSeq and is a predicted model, not a curated record. Gene Ontology annotation, cellular component: nucleus. Bases 156 to 1622 code for a protein of 488 amino acids.